Molecule: messenger RNA, 1689 nt
Organism: Penicilliopsis zonata CBS 506.65
Lineage: Eukaryota; Fungi; Ascomycota; Eurotiomycetes; Eurotiales; Aspergillaceae
Exons: 6
Coding region: 1-1689 (562 amino acids)
Biological process (GO): protein folding
Cellular component (GO): chaperonin-containing T-complex
Molecular function (GO): ATP binding; ATP hydrolysis activity; ATP-dependent protein folding chaperone
Source: RefSeq, a predicted model, not a curated record
AUGGCCUUUGCCGGCCAAACGCCCACGAUCGUCGUGUUGAAGGAAGGCACGGACACUUCUCAAGGAAAAGGACAGAUCAUCUCGAACAUCAACGCCUGUGUUGCGGUCCAGGCGACGAUCAAGAGCACUCUCGGUCCCUACGGUGGUGACCUACUGCUUGUGGACGGUAACGGCAAGCAGACCAUUACCAACGAUGGAGCGACGGUAAUGAAGUUGCUGGACAUUGUCCACCCUGCCGCCCGCAUCCUCACCGAUAUCGCACGGUCCCAAGACGCCGAAGUGGGUGACGGUACAACAUCCGUGGUGGUUCUGGCCGGGGAGAUUCUCAAGGAGGUCCGAGAUCUGGUCGAGCAAGGCGUGAGCUCACAGACGAUUGUCAAGGGUCUGCGGAGAGCCAGUGCGAUGGCUGUCAACAAGAUCAAGGAGAUUGCGGUCGACAUGAUCGAUUCUGCGGACAGCGAGGAGAAGAAGAUCGAGACCCUCCGGCGUCUUGCAGGGACGGCGAUGAACAGCAAGCUGAUCAAGCGGAAUGCAGACUUCUUCACAAAGAUGGUCGUGGAUGCCGUACUUUCGCUUGACCAGGACGACCUGAACGAGAAGUUGAUCGGGAUGAAGAAGGUGACUGGUGGUGCUCUUCAGGAUACGCUUUUCGUCAACGGUGUCGCCUUCAAGAAGACCUUUUCCUACGCCGGAUUCGAGCAGCAGCCCAAGUCCUUCAAGGACCCCAAGGUUGUCUGCUUGAACGUCGAGCUGGAACUGAAGAGCGAGAAGGACAAUGCCGAAGUCCGCGUCGAGCAGGUGUCCGAGUACCAGGCUAUCGUUGAUGCCGAGUGGCAGAUUAUCUACAACAAGCUGGAGGCUAUCUACAAGACUGGCGCCAAGGUUGUGUUGAGCAAGCUGCCCAUUGGAGAUCUGGCUACACAGUACUUCGCCGACCGCGACAUCUUCUGUGCCGGCCGUGUCUCUACGGAUGAUAUGGACCGCGUCUGCCAGGCCACCGGCGCCUCGACACAGUCUACUUGCAGCGACAUUCAGGAACGCCACCUGGGCACCUGCGGUUCUUUCGAGGAGCGCCAGAUUGGCGGUGAGCGGUUCAAUCUGUUCUCGGAGUGCCCCGAGGCCAAAACCUGCACGCUGGUGUUGCGUGGUGGCGCGGAGCAGUUCAUCGCCGAGGUGGAGCGCAGUCUGCACGACGCGAUCAUGAUCGUCAAGCGUGCCCUGCGCAACACGACCAUUGUCGCGGGCGGUGGUGCCACCGAGAUGGAGCUGUCCAGUUAUCUGCACAGCUUCGCGGACCGCAACGUCCCCCACAAGCAGCAGGCGGUGGUCAAGGCGUUUGCCAAGGCCCUCGAGGUGAUCCCCCGUCAGCUGUGCGACAAUGCCGGCUUCGAUGCGACCGACAUCCUGAACCGGUUGCGUGUGGAGCAUCGCAAGAACAACACAUGGGCCGGUGUCGACUUUGACCACGAGGGCGUCCGCGACAACAUGGCCGCCUUUGUGUGGGAACCCAGCCUGGUCAAGGUGAACGCGAUUCAGGCUGCGGUCGAGGCUGCUUGCUUGAUCUUGAGCGUGGAUGAGACGAUAAAGAACGAAGAAUCGGCACAGCCGCAAGCUCCCACUCGUGGACUGCCUCCCGGUGCGGCCCAGCAGGCUCUCCGUGGCCGAGGACGCGGCAUGCCUAGAAGGUAA